UAUUCCCUCCAUCUCCAAAUCCAAUCAUAUUCUACACUCUCCAACAAUUUUUAUCCAAAUCCUAACACAAUCUUUUAUUCAUUCCUCCACCAUGCAAACAAAAGAAUUUAACACACAACAACUCAAUUAUUUACUCCCAAAUUCCAAUCCAUCCCCUUAUCCAUCAUCAUGCAACUACACCAUCUUCCAAAACACAACUCAAACCUCUCAUCUCUAUGGUUUCAACCAAAACCCUAUUCUUCAAGACUUCAGUCCUCAAUCCUCAUGCAUAAGCAACAACUCAACCUCGGACGAAGCGGACGAGCAAAACAAAGGCCUAAUCAACGAAAGAAAGCAUCGAAGAAUGAUAUCGAACCGGGAGUCAGCGCGCCGAUCCCGAAUGAGGAAACAAAAACACCUUGAUGAGCUUUGGUCACAAGUUGUUUGGCUAAGGAAUGAGAAUCAUCAACUACUAGAUAAGUUAAAAAGUUUUUCAGAAUCUCAUGAUAGAGUUGUUCAAGAGAAUGUUCAAUUGAAAGAACAAGCUUCGGAGCUUCGACAAAUGGUUUGUGACAUGCAGUUGCAUGGUUCUUGUCUUCCUUUGAGUCCUCUUGAAGAUGUUCCUAGCAUGAACUCACCUCUUGUUGAAUCUGAUUCCUCAAACAAAACAAUCACAAGUUCUGUUGAUUUGUUAGGAUUAUAAAUUUGAAGACAAGUUUUAAUAACAUGUUUUCCAUCUUGAAGUUCUGUUUUUUUGAGUUCUAUAAGGUGAAGCCAUGCAUGAAAGGAAAUAACAUGUUUUUUUGAGUAUUUAUUCAGUUUUUGUUUCUAAUGAUUUCUUCUAAGAAAUAAAUAUUUAAAGUGGUUCAUAGCUAUCAAUCAAAUUUGUGGUUAAUUAAUUAGCACUAAUUUGUGGUUACACUAUAGAUUAGGGAUAUUUUGUCUCUUAACAAAUCCAAUGGCUUGUAGUGGCAGUGAUAUUUUGUAGUGCCUAAAAGAUAUGGAGCGCCUAAUAAGAUAAAAAAAAAAUCAUAAUUAUUGUUGAGGAUCAAUUAAAAGAGUUCA
Molecule: messenger RNA, 1044 nt
Organism: Vicia villosa (hairy vetch)
Lineage: Eukaryota; Viridiplantae; Streptophyta; Magnoliopsida; Fabales; Fabaceae
Product: basic leucine zipper 43-like
Exons: 1
Coding region: 92-682 (196 amino acids)
Biological process (GO): regulation of DNA-templated transcription
Molecular function (GO): DNA-binding transcription factor activity
Source: RefSeq, a predicted model, not a curated record